Magallana angulata is the source of this 1386-nucleotide messenger RNA. RefSeq names its product latrophilin receptor-like protein A. Lineage: Eukaryota; Metazoa; Mollusca; Bivalvia; Ostreida; Ostreidae. The transcript has a single exon. The record is from RefSeq and is a predicted model, not a curated record. Gene Ontology annotation, biological process: cell surface receptor signaling pathway; G protein-coupled receptor signaling pathway. Gene Ontology annotation, molecular function: G protein-coupled receptor activity. Gene Ontology annotation, cellular component: membrane. Bases 1 to 1386 code for a protein of 461 amino acids.
AUGGAGAAAAUAAUCAGCCAGAAGGUAUUCAUAGAGAAUUUGAUCAUGAUGAGUUCUAACAGCUGCAGUGCUUUAAAUGUAGGAAAUGGUUAUCUACUCCUGUAUCUUGAAGUUUUCGAGUCCCUUUAUUACAUUAACAGAGAUGAUGUGGAAACCAAGCUGAUUCUUUUCACCAACACUUCUUCAAAUUGGACGCUUGGUGAUCAUUCUAAAGUUACUGUUACAAUAUCAAAGAGUGAUGAAGCACUGAUGUUACCGUAUUUAGCACUAAAACUUGGCAGGACAACCAACUGCUUCAUUGAGGCGGUAUCCCGUGUCAGUUUCACUACCGUCUUCAAAAACGUCUUGGUAAGUCCGCUCCUAAGGUGUCGUCAAAUUCGGUUGCACGGUGAUGAAUUUGGAGUUAAUUGGACCCACACACGAAACAAAUACACAUACUUUGGAUUUUCGAUAUCAGUUCAGAAAUUUGAAUCGUAUUUUGAUGGUGGAUUGCGAGUGUGUGCCAAAGACAUACAAACUUACAUUCGUACAGUUCAAGAGACUUUAGUUCAUGAAAAUAGAACAUUGUCAUAUUUAACAUUGACACUUAUUUGUGUAUCACUUUUCUUCUUGUUGAUUACUUUCCUAACAUAUUGUGCGUUUCCAAGUUUACGAACACUUCCUGGUUGGAACAAUAUGAUUUUAGUCAUCUUUCUGUUUUUUGCACAACUAUGUCUAGUAGUCAGACCAUUUUUUCGCUCAACGGCAAUGAUUGUUGCCUCCGCUUUGACUCAUUUUUUCUGGUUAUCCACAUUUCUUUGGCUUCAGGUGUGUUCCUUUCAUAUGUAUCGUGUUUUUCACUCAAAGACACGUUGUAGAUUUUCCAAAUCAUACAGUAGAUUGACUGUUGUAAAAUAUCUCGCGUACGCCACUGGUAUCUCGGUUUUUGUAGUCGCCGUUAAUAUCACUGUGUCGUUGAUUAUUACGAACGGUGAGUUCACUGGUUAUGACAAAUUGAUGACUUUGAUGACGAGUAGAACUGCUUUUAUCGUCACACUGAUCGGACCAUUGUUGAUCGUCUGUAUUACUAAUAUCACGUUUUACAUUUUUACCGCCUAUAUGAUACACUCCACACCAAACGUUGAUAAUACGACAAGGUAUCGAAUCCAACUUACCGUAUACGUCAAACUGUUUACUCUAACGGGGGUGUCGUGGCUGUUACAAGUUGUGGACACUUUCAUCGGCGUGUCUGUCCUCUCCUACAUCAUUGCUAUCCUGAAUGGUCUACAGGGUUUGUUCCUCUUCACAAGCUACGUGUAUAAUAACAGGGUGUUUAAUUUGUACAGAGUGGCAUUCAAAAAGUUUGGUUCGUCCCGACGAAGUUCUCGUCAAUCGUUGAAUGAUUAG